Stomoxys calcitrans (stable fly) is the source of this 1232-nucleotide messenger RNA. RefSeq lists its product as uncharacterized. The record is from RefSeq and is a predicted model, not a curated record. Bases 20 to 916 code for a protein of 298 amino acids. Lineage: Eukaryota; Metazoa; Arthropoda; Insecta; Diptera; Muscidae. The transcript has 2 exons.
UUUGCAAAAAUCCAAGAUAAUGGUGUUUCGAAAUGGAGGACGGUUAUCUUCAAGGGAGAGAUGGAAAUACCUCAAUGAAGAAAUUGAAGUGGUGAACGAAUACUGCUACCUUGGAGUCCUUCUAACUCCAAAAAUGAGUUUUACUAAGCAUGCAGAACAAAGAAACAAACGAGCGAAGAUUUGUAUAAACGCAGCUUGGGAAAAUCUGAUCAAUAACUCAAAUGUAUCCCUUAUAUCGAAAUGGAAAAUUUUCCAGAGUGUGUGCAAAACCACACAGUCAUAUGCAGCCCAGGUGUGGGGGUACAACUGGUUUGAAGAAGUAGAUGAACUACAAAGACUCCCGCAUAAGCUUUCUAUAAAAAUAUGGAACAAACAAAUUUUCUGGGCCUUGGCACUGAAAUCUUGGUCCGAAAGCACUAACGUUCCAAUUGAAAAUCUAUUCAGAACAGCGCAAGAUUGGUCUACAACCACAACUAUACUUGCAAAUAAUCUCAAAAGGAAAAGCUAUACAGAGAAAAUAGAUAGAGCAAGAGCAAGUGAAAGCAGAUUUUAUCGUUUUUUGAAUCCAGAAAUCGGGAUUGAAUACAUGCAAGAUGUUUGGAAACUGGACAAAAUUGCUAUUAUAAUGAAAACAAGGGCAGAUGUACUUCCACUGAAUGGAAACGUUUUUAGAAACGCAGCGAGACACCAAUGUACAUUGUGUAACUUGAGAGAAGUCGAAAACUUGCAACAUUUCAUAGCCAGAUGUCCAGUAUUACAAGAAUUUAGGGUACGGCAUUUUGGAACUGCCUAUCUAGAUGAUGUACAGCUAAUACAAAUUUUAAAUGGAACUUUUUAUUGUGGGUGGGAUGGAUUAUAUAAUUAUGUUAGCAAUGCUUUGAGAUAUCGGAACUACAUAAAUCGAGAACAAUUUUGAAAAAAAAAAAAAAAAAAAAAAAAAAAAAAAAAAAAAAAAAAGAAUAUGUAAAUUUUUUCCUUAACUUUACACUUUAUAAAAUUUUACGUUAACUUUAUGGCUUAUAAAAUGUAUAUAUCUAAACGUAAUGUUACGCAAACAUACUAAAUUUAGCUAUUUAACAGCACAAAUUAAAACAAAUAUGGUAUUGACAGACAACUAUUUAAAGUUAUUGUCAUUAACUAAUUACAUUUACAUUUUGUUAUCUUAAUCAAACAGUAUAUAGAAAUUUGAAUUGUAAUGUUUAAAGAAAACAAAAUAAAAUCUAUCUAUCUAU